GGGGAGGAGGAGGGGGGAAGGGGAUAAGGAUGAAGAAGGAGGAGGAGAAGAAGUAGUAGUAACGGAAGGAGAAGGAGGCCCUUCUCCUCUUUCCUCCUCUUCUGCCUCUUCUCGCGAAAACUGGGACUCCGAACUGCUCUUCACUUUUGUCAUCGUCCUUUCCAUUCCUCUUUCUUGCGCAUGCGCUGUAACAUCUCUUAAAAGGUUCUGUUCUUCUCUUCCUCGUUGCUGUGUUGUUAUGUGUUUUGAUAAGUUUAAAAUACUUGUCAGUUAAUAUUGUACGUUGUUGUGUCCAAGUGUUGUUACAAUCUGUUUAGUAGUUUAGGAGAUAUGAAGUCCCCACAAAUGGACAUUACAUUUUUAUUUAUAUAGAUUCAACCACAAGUUUUAAAAUCAACUGGGACAGGAGAUUUGUAAGUCAACAAAGCACAAGCCUUGUUUCAAAGAUGUAACACAGGGAUAGCGGGAAACCUGCAGGCACAAUUUUAACUUCCAGUCCAAGUCCUGGUUCCCAUUUUUAAACAAGCCUUUCCAGUUGAAUAAACAAGGUUUACUGAAGUAAAAUCAUUACUUUGGAACUGGGCCAUUGCCAUCUUAUUUGACUCUUUUACCAGAUUCGUGUAUCUAUGAAAAUUCCUCCAAGAGUUCCACACAAAAUUGAAGCAAGCUUGUUACAUGCAGCCAGCGCAGAUCUUGCCUUUCCAGCGGCAGUCCAUGACAAUGUCGUCUGUAGUAAAACCUUUCAGAUUCUUUAUAAAAAUGAGGAGGUGUCUGUGAAUGAUGUUAUGAUCUUCAAAGUUAAAAUGCUGCUGGAUGAAAGGAAGAUUGAAGAAUCUCUUAAUGAAAUGAGUUUCCUGCUCUCUUUAGAUCUACACUUUACAGAUACAGAUUAUUCGCCAGAGGAUCUGAACACACUGCAGCUAAUUAGCAGCCGAACACUAAAAUUGCACUUUACCUUACAACGAGGCCUUCAUCACUAUGUCAAUGUCAUGUUUGAUUACUUUCACCUCUCUGUCGUUUCUGUUAUAAUCCAUGCAUCCUUAGUUGCUCUUCACCAGCCAUUGAUAAGCUUUCCUCGCCCAAUCAAGAAUACGUGGCUAAACAGAAAUGCACCAGCACAAAAUAGGGAUUCUGUGAUUCCUUCUCUUGAAAGUGUUGUCUUUGGCAACAGUUACUCCAAACAAUUAUCAACUGAUGGCAGCAGCUUUAUAAUAGCAGAACCUUUUUUGAAUCACGCUUACAAUCUCCACCAAACACUUUGUGCCAGUUUGCUGCUUGCGUUCAAAGGAUUACACAGCUAUUUCUCUACUUUAUCAAAAGAGCUGCCUUUAUCUCUGAAGUUAGAUGCAGCGAAGCCCAGCAUGCAGGUCCUUUAUGAACGCCUUCUCAGAAGAAAAUACCACCGAAUCCAGGGGAACGCCUAUCUAGAAAACAUAGAUGUAGAUGUAGAAGCACGCCUAUCGGAACUCUGUGAAGAAAUAAAGAAAAUGGAAAAUCCUGAUGAACUGGCAGAACUUAUAAAUAUGAACCUUGCCCAGCUUUGUUCACUACUGAUGGCUUUAUGGGGACAAUUUCUCGAAGCUAUUCACUUCCAAGAUGACGUCAUUGCAUUGCUAGCACAAGAACAUCAUACAAUCCGUGUGCGUAGAUUUUCUGAAGCAUUUUUUUGCCUGGAACAUCCAAGGGAAGCAGCCCUUGCAUAUCAGGAACUUCAUGCCCAGAGCUACCUUCAGAUGUGUACUGCAAUAAAAAGCACCUCCUUCUGUAGUUCUCUCCCACCUCUCCCAAUUGAAUGCAGUGAAUUGGAUGGAGAUCUGAAUUCCUUGCCUAUAAUCUUUGAAGAUCGAUAUCUAGAUUCUGUGACUGAAGAGACAGAUGUACCCUGGUCUACAACUCAUCAGAAGUCUGAUUCCAAGAAACCAGAUAAAGACACUGAAGAAAGUUGUGUAACUGGCUUUUCCAGCCCAGAAUUGAAAAAUCGUUCAGUGGCCUCUCAUGCUUGGCAGUCAGAAAGUGAAAAACAGUUCACAAAGUCUACUAAAGGGAAGAAUGAAGAUACAAACAAAUCAAAAGUUAAAGUUACCAAACUGAUGAAAACAAUGAAACCAGAAAAUCCCAAGAAAAUUGUAAAGCAAAACUCUAAGGACUCUGUUGUCUUGGUCGGCUACAAAUGUUUGAAAAAUGCAGCACAAGAUGACAUCUCUAAAUACUUUGAAGGAACUCCUUCAGAUAAUCAGAAGGAAGGGUUAGAUUUUACUGUGGGUAAACAUCCUUGUGAUACAAAGAACUUCAUGCGGCAAAUUAGUGAGAACCAAAUUACAGGUUUACCAUCUAGUACUGAGCAAAUUACUACCAAACUGGAAGGGAGUAAGGAAGGCCAACAUAUCUCUGUUGUUUCUCAGUGUGCAAAUUCAAUCAUUUUUGGUAAAUCUGAUCUCCCCCAAGCAGGCAUUGGGGGUACUCAUGCGGAUAGCAGCUUGAUACCUAGAACUACUGUUGAAAAUUAUACUGGUACCUCUGGAGUUACCAAAAUAGAAGUAAAACCAUACUGCAGAAAUAUUCAUGGGGGAGAGAAAGUGUUUGUUAGAAUAGGUUCACAAAUUGAAGUUUCAAAUAGUGGAGAAAGUGGGGGGAAUUUGCAGGAGCAGCCCACUUUUGACAAACUAGAAUUGGAAAAGAGAGUUAAAUCAGAAGAAGAGGAACUGAUGCUUGAAAAGGAAGUUGUGCAAGAAACAAAUUUCCGACUCGUUAAGGAUUCAUUAGCAAAGGAUGCAACCAGCCAGUCCACUCUGUCACCAAAGGAAAUGCCUACUGCAGCUGUAAGUGGAGAUGUUCUUAGGUUGCCCGAUGUCAGCAUUACCUGUGCAUCUUCUAGAUUUUCAGAUUCUGGCGUAGAAAGUGAACCGAGCUCUUUUGCAAUGCACCCAAAUGCAGAUGGGACUUUUGAAACUCCUCAAGGCCAAAGUACAUGCAGCACCGAGAGAAUAUUUCCUCAGCUUUUGUUAAAACCAGAUUGCAAUAUGAAAAACCUGGUGGAGAGCCAUUGUACAGAAAGUACAAGUGCUGUUAGUGAAAUACAGUCCUCCCUGACAUCGAUAAAUUCUCUUCCUUCUGAUGAUGAUCUUUCCCCUGAUGAAAACUCAAAGACAUCUGUUGCACUUGAAUGCCAGCUAAGUGACAGCAAAACUGUAUUAGACCUGGGAGCCAUAGACUUGACAAAAUGUGAAGACAAUGAGGAGGAAUCAAAGGUUUUGCUACACCACUGUGUAUCAUGUUCAGAACAGUCUGACAAUGAAACUACUUUUCUGCCUUCUUUGUCCUCCAAUGCAAAAUGUCCUUUACAGUUGCUAUCAGGUGAUGAUACAUGUACAGAUAUCAACCCACCCUUGGACAUUGGCACAGGUUGUAAAGAUACCCAAAUAUUGGAGAGAGAUGUGCAUACUGUAGGAGAAACAAUUGAAACUCCAUCAGGAGUUGUUUGUCCAGGGGGGUCCUGUGUUGUUUCAGGUUCAGUAUCAAGUGAGGGUGGUGUAGAAAGAACAAGUGAAGGAGAUUUUAAUGAAUCUGUAGAGCCAAAAAAGCUAGCUGAGAAAUUGUCAAGAACAACAAAUGAUGAAACUCCCACAGAUUUGAAUAUCAUCUCACCAGAAGGAAGUACAGAUAUGUUGAAGCAAGGACUUGUAGAAAACUACUUUGGCUAUCAAAGUAGUACAGAGAUUUCAAAUAUAUAUUCUGCUGACCCUAACAAUUCUGUUAGCCCUCAAAGGGGAACAAUUUGUUCUGUUUCAACAGAGGAGGAGGAGGAGCAAGACCAAGACAUGGUUGAAAAUGGGUAUUUUGAGGAAGCAGAUGAUAGCAGUGUAUAUGGAGCUACCCAUGAUGCUGAGGAAACAUUUGGGCUCACAAAUGAGACUUCUUUAACAACGGAUAGAAUGACCAGGGAACUUUUUGAAAAUGCAGCAAAUAUCUCUCCAUUCUAUCCUCCGGGGAGUUUGACUUUUCCCUCUACAUUGAAAGGAUAUCCAUACAGUGUGUUAUGGUCAUCAAAAGACAAACCUAAUGCAGUUCUCAAGCCACCCAGCAAUGUCUCCUGCAAUACUGCUUCAUCUGUCCCUUGGUAUGAGUGGGCUCCCAAGCCUCAAAUGCAAGCAUUCCUUCAGGCUAAAGAGGAACUAAAGCAACUUCAGCUCCCUGGAUUUAUGUACAGUGAUAUUCCCAAACUGUCAUCCGCAGUACCUUAUUUCAGUACCGAAGAGGAGGAAAGUACAGAAGAUGGAAUACAUCUCAUAGUCUGUGUCCAUGGUCUAGAUGGUAACAGUGCAGAUUUAAGAUUAGUAAAGACAUACAUUGAACUUGGUCUUCCUGGAAGUCGUAUAGAUUUCCUGAUGUCUGAGAAAAAUCAGAACGAUACAUUUGCUGAUUUUGAUUCAAUGACUGAUCGUCUUUUGGAUGAAAUAAUACAAUAUAUUCAAUUUUACAAUCUAACUAUUUCAAGAAUCAGUUUUAUUGGGCAUUCAUUAGGUAAUCUAAUAAUCCGCUCGGUGCUUACAAGACCCAGAUUUAAAUUUUACCUUGGCAAACUUUACACCUUCCUGUCUCUGUCUGGACCACAUCUUGGCACACUCUACAACAGCAGUGCUCUUGUUAAUACAGGUCUCUGGUUCAUGCAGAAGUGGAAGAAGUCAGGGUCUUUAUUGCAGUUGACGUGUCGAGAUCAUUCAGACCCUCGCCAAACCUUCUUGUACAAACUUAGUAGAAAGGCAGGUCUUCAGUAUUUCAAAAACAUAGUAUUAGUUGGAUCUCUACAAGAUCGUUAUGUCCCUUACCAUUCUGCCCGCAUUGAGAUGUGUAAAACAGCUUUGAAGGACAAGCAGACAGGACCAAUAUAUGCUGAAAUGAUCCAGAAUCUGCUGCUGCCUGUUCUUCAAAACAACGAAUGCAGUUUGGUUCGUUAUAAUGUCCAUUGUGCAUUGCCAAACACAGCCGAUUCUCUCAUCGGACGAGCUGCCCACAUUGCUGUUCUAGACUCUGACAUAUUCUUAGAAAAAUUCUUUCUGGUUGCCGGCCUCAAAUAUUUCCAGUAGGAAUAAAACCAUUGUAACUGACCUGGCGUAUUACCUCAUUAACAGAUGAACCCAAUAACGUGCGAUAUUAAAACUGUAGCUGCCGCUAUAUUUUAAGAGAUAUUUAUACUUUUUUAUAUGGAAGAUAAUUUAUAUCAUCCAUGUGAAGAGCUUUUUUAACAUCAACUUUACUUUCUAGGUAAUGUGGCUGUGCAAUAUAUUUUUUUAACAUUUGUUUUUACUUUUUUCUAUUUUUCUUAUUUUGGGUACCUAAUUAUUUCAGAGCUGAGAUUUAAGUACAAUUGCGUACAGUAGGUGGGUUUAUGGGCUCUCUCGGUUGCAAAAACGUCUGUGAUUAUGUGACAGGUUUAUGCAUCUCUCGAUGCCAAAACCAAUCUGGAUGUUAGCAAGUGCAACAAGAAAGUUUUAAAUUUGAUCCGUUUCAUAUUGUGGAAAGCUGAACUGGAAAAAUGUUGGCUGCUAAAAUAACUAUCAUAACUGUAGGUCUGUUCAAGACCCCUUUUUGAGUCUUCUGUUUGCUAUGUCACUACAUUCUGUUUUUUAUUGAAGCAUUACUGAACAUGCUAUGCCUGUGGAAACUUCAUUUUCCUAUUGAUCUCAGUAGCAUGUGGGUUUACAUUUUCACCUUUGUUACUGGAACUUUGGUUUUCAUACGCAAAACAGCAGCUAAGGAUUUUUGAAUGUCGAAAUGUGAGCUGCCUUCAAAUGGUAUUUUGCAAAGUUUAAAAAACUUGCUCUUAUUCUUGGUUCAGUUCUUUGGUGAACCUUUUACACGGGACUUCCUUGUAUGUACAUUUCAAAAAAAUUAAAGGCUAUAAAUUUCUGCAAUACUUUUAUGAAUAUAGAUUUAUAAAUAUUACAUUUUAUGGAGUACAUAUUAUUGUAAAUAGGAAUCAACUGCAUCUUGAAAUGGAACAAAAUGGUAAACUUUAGUGAUACUGGUAAAUGUUUUUAAUAUUCCGGAAUGUUAAAGGGUUUGUCAAAUUGGUGCUGAACAGCAUUGAGUUCGUAAUUAGCUGUUUCAAACCGCAAUGCACUUAAAGGUGAAAAGAAGGUCUUGUGCAUUCACUAACUGUAAUGACCAGUUUUUCUGAAAAUAUAAAUUUGUUGUAUAUCUAGUGCAUGUUUCUUUUUUAGCAUUGUGUUACUGCAUCUGGUGUUAAUAAAUUGAACAGUCUUCUGAUAACUUA
Messenger RNA from Anolis carolinensis (green anole), 6274 nucleotides. It is a transcript of the gene fam135a, whose product is annotated as family with sequence similarity 135 member A. NCBI's taxonomy places the organism in Eukaryota, Metazoa, Chordata, Lepidosauria, Squamata, Anolidae. The record is from RefSeq and is a predicted model, not a curated record. The coding region runs from base 627 to 5084 and encodes 1485 amino acids. The transcript is spliced from 20 exons.